AUGGCGGGCAACUCAGAGGUCCAGAUCGCAUAUAGGACCUUCUUCGCGAAUUGCUGGACAUUUGCCUCCUCUGCACUGCUGGCUUACGAUUAUACGCUCACGUUCGGCAACGAGGUUGCACUCUUCUGGACGAGCGGCCACAUGUCCGGGGCGGCAGUCUUGUUUGUGUUGAACCGAUAUAUCACUCUCGCGGCGCAAUGUAUAAAUCUGGCCCCUCUUCCUUCGUCUGUAAAGACGUACGUGCACGGCUCACAGGACCCUGUUUAUCAAAUGCACAUUCUGAAAUUGAGCACGACAGUGGAGGUGGUGACGCGAUCUUCUUUGAUCGCAUCUGAUUUAGUCGUUCUGUAUGUCACCUGGUACCGCACAUAUGCAACCGCCAAGCUAUCUCUCCGUGAGGGCGGACCCGGAAGGAAGACCUUCGCAAGCAUCAUUCUUCUAGAUGGGACCGUGUACUUCAUGACAUUGCUCAUCUUGAACAUUCUCCACCUGUCAUUCACUCUGACUGGGGUCGCCGCUCGUCCAUUCUUCGUAACAAGUGUCGUCGCUUUGCUCGAGGAACCACUGACCUCCAUCCUCACAUCGAGGUUCCUCAUCAAUUUGCAGAAGGCUGAGCGCAAGCUGGAUGACUCUUCCGAAUCAGUGUCACUCGGAGAAGUUGCGUUCCAACCUCAGAUGUCAAGGAACACCAGCCGCUUUAUUGGGUCCUUGGAGGCCCAGCUCUCGUUCUACGAGGAUGACAGUGAAGAGAGCGAAGAUAAGUUGUAG
This is a messenger RNA of Dichomitus squalens LYAD-421 SS1, 768 nucleotides long. RefSeq lists its product as uncharacterized. NCBI's taxonomy places the organism in Eukaryota, Fungi, Basidiomycota, Agaricomycetes, Polyporales, Polyporaceae. Bases 1 to 768 code for a protein of 255 amino acids. The record is from RefSeq and is a predicted model, not a curated record. The transcript has 8 exons.